AUGAUUAUCUUUAUAUUAAUUAUUGUAAUUAAUAAUGCAACUAUUCUCAACAAAGAAGAAAGAUUUAAAGAAGUUAUACAUACACAUAUAUAUUCAAAUAAUAAUGAAAUGAAGAAUAUCUACAAUAAUCAUUUAAAGAGUGAAGCAGAAGUAAAAGAAACUAAAGAAUUGGAUAAAGAAGAUGGAACAACACCAUUAAAACAAGAAAGUGGACCAGAGAUUGUUACAGAAAAAGAAACACGAGUAACAGAGAAAAAUGGAAAUAGUGAAACAACAAAAGAACAACAAACAACGGCAGUACCACCUCAACCACAAACAAAAGACCAAAAAUCAGAAGUACCAACAGAAGCAUCAUCACAAAAACAAUCACAAGACCCACAACCAACCAAAGAUCAUCACCAAGAGACACAACUACCAAAAGAAUCAGAACAUAAAACAGAAGAACAAACAACACCAAUAUCAGAAGGUAAUGGAGGUACAAAAACAUCAAAAGGUAAUGUGGAUCAACAAACAAUCCCACAUGGUAAAGAAAGUGAAAAAUCUCAAGACAAUAGUGCUACAGAGUCACAACAACAGAAAGAAAAAGCGGGAAAACAACAAGAAGAGCAAACCCAAAACUCACAGCAAGAUAAAACUGAAAAGCAGCCACAACAAAAAGAAACACCAGAAACAUCAAAAGAAGCUGAACAACAAGGAGAAGUUAUUCCAGAAAAUCAACAAAAAGAAAACCAAAGUGAUGGACAAGAUAAAGAUGAUAAAAAAGAAGAAAAAAAUCCCAGUAACAAACAAAAAGAAGAAAAGGACAACACAAAUAAAGCAACAGAUACUACAACACCAGGUAUUCCAGAAAGUAAACCAGACAAUAAAACUACUGAUGAUUUAAAUAAUCAUAGAAACAUUGAUAAUGCUUCAACCUUAUUAAUCACUCUUUCGAUAUUCACAACAGUUUUAUUUUUCUAA
This is a messenger RNA of Entamoeba nuttalli P19, 960 nucleotides long. RefSeq lists its product as hypothetical. The transcript has a single exon. NCBI's taxonomy places the organism in Eukaryota, Evosea, Mastigamoebida, Endamoebidae. The record is from RefSeq and is a predicted model, not a curated record. The coding region runs from base 1 to 960 and encodes 319 amino acids.